Molecule: messenger RNA, 1525 nt
Organism: Colletotrichum navitas
Lineage: Eukaryota; Fungi; Ascomycota; Sordariomycetes; Glomerellales; Glomerellaceae
Exons: 3
Coding region: 361-1158 (265 amino acids)
Source: RefSeq, a predicted model, not a curated record
AGGACGAAGAACAAGGCUACUUGACAGGGACAAGCGGCGCAGGUUCGGCGAUAUUGGCCUGGCGUACGACUUGAGUACUCCUUGUGAGUCCAUCCGUGUCCCACAAAAGGGGCGAGUUUGGGUUGCACAUUCUCAAAGAUGGAGCAUCCACAAUCAAAUUUCAAACAAAUCGCUGCUUGAGUCUGCAAAUUCCUGUAUGAGAUACCACAUGGACCGUUCUCAGUAUGUUGCCGCCAGCUUGCCAAGUUAGCUGGCUACUGAGCAGAGGGAGAUAUAUAAUAGCGAUAAUCGAAAGCCGUUAUUGAGAUCAGAGAUUCCUCAUCACCGCCACAGUCAACCAGGCAGGUCCAUAUCGGAACCAUGGCGACAAGGCUCGGUCUCAUCUUCAGCAUUCUUGCCUUCCAGGCGCUCUCAUUCCCGGCUGGGUCACCUCGAACCCCGAGCCCGGAGACUUGGUCUCUCAUGGGCUUCCGACGUGCUUGUUCAGAAGAUCAGGCGGAGUGCACUUACAGCUUCCUCAUCUCCGAAGACCCGGCAAUAGCCCCCAAGUAUUGCAACUUCACCAUCGAUGCAGCGGGUGGACUCCCUGCGUACCAAACCGACUUCUCGGCCCUCGAAUGCCCUGGCUCCCCGGAGUACACGGUCAACGGCGGCUGGGAUGAGCAAAAGUUCGUUACCCUGACGGUAAUCAACCAGCAGAGGGGUCUUCUAUCCUUCUUUUCGGCCAGGGAUUCGGAUCUUUGGGCCGGCAACGAAGUCAACCCGCAGACCUCCAAUGUCUUCAAUCACCCAAUGGCCACCAAGCGAGAUGCGAUGCCUAGAGGAGUAGGAAGCGACUGGAAGAAGCGAAGAAAAGGGGGGGGACAGAAGAAGUUAGAGGAAGCAAGGGAAAGGGACGGGGGUGUUGCCUAUGCUUCAGAGUGGAAGCUUGUGGACGUCAUCAGAUACGAGUUCCUCACCGGGCCUUUCACCGACAGGCUCGUCAUAAUGGUUGGGGUCCGGAGUGGCAACUCGACGAUCGAAUCUUGUCAUAUAACCAUCCGACCGUUCGAGGGACUUAAGCCUCCGGGCAAGAGUUUCGCGCAUCAGAACUGCAAGGACGGAGGCUGGUCAGCUUCCUGGCGUCACAACGAGACAACCGCCACGUACUGCCUAUGAUUGAAACAAGGAGGCAAUGCUCAUAAUCUGGAUGAAAAAAACGAUUGGGUCUCUUCAUGAAAUUCUUCAAAACAUGUCUCGUGAUAUUCAUAAUCUGGGCUGUACUUUGUUGACACAAAGUGGUGGUUCAAGUGAAAUACUAUAACUCCGCGGCUCUCGUUACAUAUAUACCUCACCAAAAACAAAGGCGAUACGGUGAUUAGGGACCGGACUUCUAAUUCCCAUUACCGGUACAUGUCCAGACUGUUGUAAACCUUGAUUCUGAUCACCGUAGUGCUCUGCUGCUGGGUAGAAACAGACAGCAGCCGGCUCUGGGGAAACGAACGUAUCAAGUGGCAAUCGUGAAGCGCUGAAAUCUUCGGGGCGC